AAUUUUUAUAAACACUAAAACCAGUUUAUUUUUAGUUUGUAAUGUAUAAACCAUCAUCACCUACCAAAAUAUCUUUAUCUUAUUCUAUUAUAAAAACCUUUUCUCAUCUCUCAACAAUCCCAUUCCAUCUUCUCUCAUCUUAUUACAACACAGCCCAUCCUCUGUUUCAACAAACAAUGGAACCAACCACGACCCAGAACGGAUCCGAACUCGAACUCGAACUCUCGGAGUUCGAGAAGACCCAGAAGAAGUACCAAGACUUCAUCGCUUCCCUCCCAAAGAGCAAAGGCUGGAGACCCAAAGAGAUCCUCAUCCAACACGGCGGACACUGGUGGCAAGAAUGUCUCCUCGAAGGCCUCCUCCACGCCAAAGACCACUUCCAAGCCCGACCCACCGACUUCCUCGUCUGCAGCUACCCGAAAACCGGAACCACGUGGCUCAAAGCCCUGACGUACGCCAUCGUCAACCGCUCUCGCUUCGACGACGCCACGAACCCGCUCCUCAAACGGAACCCUCACGAGUUCGUGCCUUACGUGGAGAUAGACUUCGCGUUUUACCCGACCGUCGACGUCCUUCAAGAUCAAAAGAACCCACUAUUCUCUACCCAUAUCCCAAACGGGUCGUUACCGGACUCGAUAGUGAACUCCGGUUGCAAGAUGGUUUACAUCUGGAGAGACCCCAAGGACACGUUCAUCUCCAUGUGGACUUUCUUGCACAAGGAGAAGUCUCAAGAAGGUCAACUCGCGAGUCUUGAAGAGUCUUUUGAUAUGUUCUGCAAAGGCUUGUCGGUGUACGGUCCUUAUCUUGAUCAUGUGUUGGGUUACUGGAAGGCUUACCAAGAUAACCCGGAGAGGAUUCUGUUCCUUAGGUACGAGACGAUGAGAGCUAAUCCUUUGCCGUUUGUGAAGAGGUUGGCUGAGUUCAUGGGUUAUGGGUUUAGUGCUGAGGAAGAGGAGAAAGGGGUUGCUGAGAAUGUUGUGAAGCUUUGUAGUUUCGAGACGUUGAAGAAUCUUGAAGCUAAUAAAGGAGAUAAGGAGAGGGAGGACCGUCCUGCGGUUUAUGCGAAUAGUGCUUAUUUUAGGAAAGGGAAGGUUGGAGAUUGGGCGAAUUAUCUGACUCCGGAGAUGGCUGCUCGUAUCGAUGGGUUAGUGGAAGAGAAGUUUAGAGAUACUGGCUUGCUUGAACAUGAUCAGUGAAAUGUGUUGUCUUUGAUCUCUUCUGGUCUUUUUGUUGUUUGGUGCGGAACAGAGGAUGCUCUGUUUUUUCUGUUUGGUUCUAUAUUGUUUGUAAUUUGUAUCAUCAUAUUUAUAACAAGAGAAAGAUCUUUGAUGCUUGAAUUAAUAAACAUUCAGAGCUACUUCA
Molecule: messenger RNA, 1362 nt
Organism: Brassica rapa (field mustard)
Lineage: Eukaryota; Viridiplantae; Streptophyta; Magnoliopsida; Brassicales; Brassicaceae
Product: cytosolic sulfotransferase 16
Molecular function (GO): sulfotransferase activity
Source: RefSeq, a predicted model, not a curated record